This is a messenger RNA of Eimeria tenella, 3717 nucleotides long. Its product is annotated as protein phosphatase 2C, putative. Gene Ontology annotation, molecular function: protein serine/threonine phosphatase activity. Bases 1 to 3717 code for a protein of 1238 amino acids. NCBI's taxonomy places the organism in Eukaryota, Apicomplexa, Conoidasida, Eucoccidiorida, Eimeriidae. Gene Ontology annotation, biological process: protein dephosphorylation. The transcript has 2 exons. The record is from RefSeq and is a predicted model, not a curated record.
AUGCAGCAGCAGCAAACCCAAGACGGGAGGUGGAUGGGCGCCCAAGAUUUGUGGGGGAAGCCAGAGGCAGGCUGCGGCGAAUGCAGCAACAAGUGCAACAGCUGCACUGAGAGCAGCAGCAGCAGCAGCAGCAAAGAGGGAGCACCUGACAGCAGCAGCAGCGCGCAGGCAAAUUUCAGCCAUACCACAGCAGCAGCAAACUGCAGCUGCGUCAUCGUCGUGCAUGGCAGCAGCAGCAAACGAGGGGCAGCUCAUCUUAACGAAGACAGGCUGUCGAUUGCUUGCUGGCCAGCAGUAAGCAGCAGCAGCAGCACCAACAGCAGCAGCAGCAGCAGCACGAGCAGCAGCAACCGCGGCUUCUCUUGCAGCAGCCCCAACUUACAUAGAAAAGGCACCCCUAAAGGCGACACACUGACGCCGUCCCCUUCAUUCACGCCAUGGGCACAGCCGAGCAGCAGCAGCAGCAGCAGCAGCAACAGCAGCAGCAGCAACAGCAGCAGCAACAGCAGCACCAGCACCAGCAGGAUGGUGUCUUUAGAGCUUUCACCGUUGCUGCCGCCGGCAAAGAUGAGCCAGCAGCAGCAACUGGAGCAGCAGCAGCAAGAGCAGCAGCAGCAGCAGCGGCUGCUGCUGCAGCGCGACUGGUGUGUCAGCGACAGCAGCUCUCCACUCUCUGUACCUUCAGAGCCUGCGUCUUGUCUUUCUUCCCCUCACUGGACUUGCAGCGAACGAGAUCCUGCUGCUGCUGCUGCUGCUGCUGCCAAGCACGGCUUCUCGCUGCAGCCGCUUUCUGCUGCUCGUGCUGCAGUAGGAAACGCCGAACCGACAGCAGCAGCACAAGCAGCAGCAACAGCAGCAGCAACAUUUGCUGCUGCUGCUGAUGAGGGUGGCUCUGCUGGUCCUCCCAAAAUGUGUCUCCGCCGCCCCGGAGCUAAUGCAGCAUAUUUUGCCUUGGACCCUGUUGAGCAGCAGCAGGAGCAACAGCAGCAGCAGCAACAGCAGCAGCAGCAAAAGCAGCAGCAGCAACAGCAGCAGGAGCAACAGCAGCAGGAGCAACAGCAGCAGGAGCUUCCAUGUAAUUCUAGCACUUUUGCUGCACCACCACGGUCCGGAGACUCCGUCAAAGUGGCGGCAGCACCAGGAGCUAGAGCAGCAGCAGCAGCACCAGCUGCAGCAGCAGCAGCGGCAGCAGCAGCAGAACAGGAUCCCAUGCCCAUUGGAAAGGCACUAGCAGCUCUUGUCGAAGGAGAGCAAAAGGACCUGCAGCAGCAGCAGCAGCAGCUGCGGAGACUUUCGUAUGCUGCUGCGCCGUGUGAGGGAUGGGGCAUUUCUGUGUCUUGUACUUGUGGCAGUGGGCUUUCCGUUGCCCCAGCUGCUGCUGCUGCUGCUUCUGCUGCUGCUGCCCCUGCUGCUGGAGAUGCUGCAGCUUUAGAAGCAGCUGAUGGUGACUUGCAGCAGCAAAGCUUGCCAAAGGGGUCUUCAGCAGCAGGGGCAGGCGCAGCAGGGCAGCAGCCUCAGCCAGACGAGCAGCAGCAGCCACAACGGCAGCAGCAACAGCAGCAGCAACUGCAGCAGCAACUGCAGCAGCAACUACAGCAGCAGCAGCAGGCAGAGGGACAGCAACAGCAGUGGCAGCCAGAAGAGCAGCAGGACCAGCAGCAGCCACCAAAGGAGCAACAGCAGCAGCAGCAACAGCAGCAGCAGCAACAGCAGCAGCAGCAGCAGCAGCAGCGGCCAGUGCGGUGCUCGCCCCGCAGCUUUCUCUUAAGCGUCUUCGACGGCCAUGACUCUGAAGUUGCUGCUGAAUUUGCUGCUCAAGCUUUGCCGCUGCUGGCAGCUUCCCGUUUGCCUCGACACAUAGCAGCGGGGCAGCAGCACGAAGUUGCUGCUGCUGCUGUUGCUGCCUUUGCUGCUCUAGACGACCUGUUCAGGCAGCGGUGCAAGGUAAUAGAGCAGCGGACCAACUUGCCCUGCACCAGCGGCUGCUGCGCCAUCAGCGCCUUGCUGCAGGGCCCUCAUCUCUUUGUGUUCAACUUGGGGGACUGCCGCUGCGUCUUUGUGACUCUCAAAGUUGCUGCUGAGGGGCAGCAGCAGCAGCAGCAGCAGCAGCAGCUGCAGCAGCAGCUGCAGCAGCAGCUGCAGCAGCGAGGGAACGAGCCGAGCGAGAACGGUGAGCAGCAAAUGUUGCAGCGCAUUCACGAGAGCAGCAGCAACAGCACAAGGCAGGCAGGAACUGUUUCUGUACCUGGAUGCAACCCCAACACUCUAAGUAGCAGCAAUAGCAGCAGCAGCAGCAACAGCAGCAGCAAUCGCCAGGGACAGAAAGAGGUCACGAGGGCUGUCUGCACCUCUUCCCUUUAUCUGCGUGCUGCUCUGAGGCGUUCAGGGGACAAGAGCCCUGCUGCAGCAUCUCCAGAUGUAGCAACGGAAACAGAAACAGCAGCAGCAGCAGCAGCAGCAGCAGCAGCAGUAACGUGGGAGCAGCAGCCGUGUGAGCAGCUCCUGCUCGAGCUCGACUCUUCUUGUCGCUCUCAAUGUCUUGUCUCUUCUAUUCCGCAGACUUUGAAGCAGCGAGCAGCGCUGCGGCGCAGCAGUAGCAGCAGCAGCAUCAUCGGCUGCUGCAGCGGCAGCCGCAGCGGCUGCCGCAGCGGCUGCGCGGAGUGCAGCAGUCGCAGCGGCUCCUUCUCACCUGCCAACAACAGCAGCAACAGCAACAGCAGCAACAGCCUUUGCGAGGUGCCGUUGCAUGCGCCUGCAUCACCUGGCCCUGCUACAAAUGCUGCCUGCAACAGCAGCAGCAGCAGCAGCGGCUCCGUUGCAGCCGGCGCGCUGAGCAGUACCCUUGUCCCGGGCAGCAGCAGCAGCAGCGGCAUGGGGGGGGUCGCGAGCAGCAGCAGCAGCAGCCCGAGCUUCCCGCCGCGCUGCAGCGGCCCGCGCUGCAGCGCGGGCCCGAGCUCGGCGGCAAGCCCGCGCGCGCAGCAGCAGCAGCGCAGCAGCAGCAGCAGCAGCAGCGGCUGGGGGAGCGGGCUGGCGCUGAGCUUCCAGUGGCUGAGCAGGGACCUGCGGGCCAGCGCUGCGUGGGAGCAGCAGCGGCUGCAGCAGCUCGCAGCAGCAGUUGAGGGGGGGAGGCUCGGGGGAGUUUUGGAACCCUCGAGAUCUUUUGGGGAUUUCGACGUGAAGGAUUUGCUGCCAGCAGGUGCGGUGUCUGUACACCCCGAGGUGGCCUACUUGCCCAUUUGCUGCCCCGGCCUGCUGCUGCUGGCUUCCGACGGGCUGUGGGACUCUGUGGGGCCCCACGAGUUGGCUUGCUGCUUGCUGCAGGUCCCUGCGGUUUGGGGGCCCCUCCGCAACGCCGCGCUGCUGCACCACCAGCAGCAGCAGCGGCUGCAGGAGCAGCAGCAGCAGCAGCAGCGGCGAACGGGGGCCCGCGGCGCGCCGGGAACGCCCGCGACGCAGCAGCACGCGAGCGCCAUACCCAGCUGCAGCAGCAGCAGCAACGGCAGCGGCAGAGUGUGUGCAGCAGGGCUUGCUGCUGCAGGCGUGCCGCCUGCUGCUGCUGCUGCUGCUGCUGCUGAUGUGCCCCCCUCGCUGCUUGUUCCUUCUGCUUCCGCCUUAUCUCUCUUGAGCUACAAGCUGCUGCGCAGGGCCAAAAAGCUGGGCAGCGAAGAUGACACAACUUGUCUCACAGCUUUUCUUAAACCCCUCCCAGCCACGUAG